CAGGACUAUAAUAUCACUUAUAGAUCUUUAACUGCAAUAAGCAACGCUAAGAAACUAACAACCCAAAAAGAAAAAAAACAAAAAAUAUAUAAAAAAAAAGGGAAACCCCAACACCCCAACCGCCAAUCAUAAUCAGCACCGAAAUUAAGCGGCCAGUCCACAACAACUAAGCAGCAACCAUGGCCUCACCACCAGAAAGUCCCAUUGAGGAGGUGGUCUAUGAGUUGGAACACACACGAGUGCCUAAGCCCAUUCCCGUUGCCCUCGAGGAUCUGUGCCGGCAGACCAAGUUCACCAAACAGGAAAUCCGGGUUAUGUACAGAGGAUUCAAAACGGAAUGCCCUGAGGGCGUGGUGCACGAGGAUUGUUUUAAGGAUAUUUACGCCAAAUUCUUUCCACAUGGCAAUUCGAGUUUAUACGCUCAUUAUGUGUUCAAGGCGUUCGAUGUUAAUUGCAAUGGCGCCAUUAGUUUUCGGGAUUUACUGGUCACCUUGUCGACAUUGCUCAGGGGUUCCGUGUACGAACGACUGCGCUGGACCUUUAAGUUGUACGACUUAAACGGCGAUGGAAGGAUUAGUCGCGGCGAACUUAGUGAAAUCAUAUUGGCCAUUCACGAGCUUAUGGGUCGGAGACCCCACCAGCCUGAGGACGAUCGCAAGGCGAGGGAUCAGGUGGAUCGUGUGUUUCGCAAACUGGACUUGAAUCAGGAUGGAAUUAUAACGAUAGAGGAGUUUUUGGAGGCCUGCCUGAAGGACGAUUUGGUAACGCGCUCGCUGCAAAUGUUCGACAACGACCUUUGAUGACAAGAGGGCGAGCUAGAGCCAGAGCUUCGCAAUUCCAGGACUAUAAUAUCACUUAUAGAUCUUUAACUGCAAUAAGCAACGCUAAGAAACUAACAACCCAAAAAGAAAAAAAACAAAAAAUAUAUAAAAAAAAAGGGAAACCCCAACACCCCAAGUAAGCAUGACAAACACCAGUGAAAUUGAUGGAAAACAAGGAAAUGAAACAUAUUAGUAAUUAAUGUUAGUUUAGGCAAAAUAUCGAAGAAAUCUUUAAACUUUAUGAGUGUGUUAUUAUAUAACUAACAAUGAGGUCGACAAAGAUUGAACAGAAUAUAAAGAAUAUGUAAUUUUUUGAGCAUAUUAUGAAUUUAUUCCUGCCGUGAAAAGCGAAUUGUUCUUAUAUAUGCAUUUACUACAUAAAUAUGUUUGUAUAUGUAUGGUAUAUGUGUAAAUGAAAUUAAUUUCGAGAACAACACUAAACUAAACCACCAAACCAAAUGUUUGAUUCAGGAAUGGAAUUGGUAUACCGACAACAAGAGAAACCGAGCUCUCAACACGAUUUACUUUACUAUAAAUAUGCAUAACAAAUAAUAGAAUAUAAUAACAAAAUUUACACAAGCUAACAGAUACAAUACCAGUUAAAUGGGAAAUUCAGUUAAUUUUAUUUAAAAAAAUUUUCAGAUUUAGUUUUUUUGACCAAGCUAAAUUUAGUAUUUCAACAGAUUAAGUAUGUUUCUUCGCCGUCAAUUAAAGCAUGUACUACACAACAAACGAUAAAUUAAAUUAAUUCAGACUGUGGAAAAUGCUAUUAAAACUCAUUUUCAAUUUGCAUAAAUGUGUAUAUGUGGGCUUUCAAAUUUGCAUCAACUAAUUGAAUUUACAAUUUUGUCUCAAUAAAGCUGUCUUCUAUCGAUAUUGAUUUAAAAAGGCAAAAAAUAGGAACUUUAUAAACAUAUGAAUAAUAUAUGCCUGGGUUUUGUAUGCCCAACCAACCACCGAUUUAUAAAAAUAGCACUUGACAAUUACGAUUUAUUUAAUAUUUAUACAAGGCCGUGUUGAUUAUUUAAUGUUUAAUGUAAUUCAUAACAUGACUCUUCAAUUAAAUUACAUUUAUAUUCAAUUACGCAUGCUUGAACAUUUUUACUCACAAAUAUGUUAAGGUUUGUCCCGCUAUUUGUAACGCCCCCACAUUAUUUCAUCAUCCCCUAGCAGAGGGGUGACUUCAGGAAUAGACAAAAGUUGUGCAGCGAAAUGAAAAUGUAAUAUAAUAAAAGAACGAGAACGUUUU
This is a messenger RNA of Drosophila gunungcola (fruit fly), 2070 nucleotides long. Its product is annotated as Kv channel-interacting protein 1-like. Gene Ontology annotation, molecular function: calcium ion binding. The coding region runs from base 180 to 800 and encodes 206 amino acids. The record is from RefSeq and is a predicted model, not a curated record. The transcript has 6 exons. NCBI's taxonomy places the organism in Eukaryota, Metazoa, Arthropoda, Insecta, Diptera, Drosophilidae.